Messenger RNA from Capsaspora owczarzaki ATCC 30864, 837 nucleotides. RefSeq lists its product as hypothetical. The coding region runs from base 14 to 769 and encodes 251 amino acids. Lineage: Eukaryota; Filasterea; Ministeriida; Capsasporidae. The record is from RefSeq and is a predicted model, not a curated record. The transcript has 4 exons.
CGCAGCGCGAACAAUGUUUAACGGACCGAUUCGAGGCGGCUGUCGCGGCGGCAAAGACCAGUUCAAAUGGGACGACAUUAAGAAUGCCAAAGACAAGGAAGCUUAUCUCGGCAAUUCGCUGAUGGCGCCGUCGGGUCGCUGGGCCAAGAACCGCGAUUUCAACUGGUACACGAAGGCAGGCACGGCAGCUGCGCCUGGGUCUGCAGAGGCAUCUGCGGCUGCACGCGAGGAGAUUGCGCGCAUCAAGGCACAGGAGGCCGAGGCGCUGGCGAGCGUCCUUGGCAUCAAGACAGUCAUUCCGGAGGGAAAGUCCAUUCUGGACGUCAUUGCAAUGCAUGCACCCGUGGUUGCGCCUGCACCACCAAGCACAAAAACCGACAAAAACGGUGCUCACAGCAAGUCAAAAUCCAGCCGACGCCGCUCGCGUUCGCCAUCCCGAUCGCCCCGACGGAGCGAUUCUCAUCAAAGCUCGCAUCAUCAUCAUCAUCAUCAUCAUCAUCGCCGCUCGUCGCGAUCUCGGUCUCCUCCGCGGCACCGCUCCAGGUCCCCCGAACGUCGUCACCGCUCCUCGUCACAUCGCUCACGGUCGCGGUCACCGUCUCCACGACGCAGACGCCGCUCACGAUCGCGCUCUCCAACAAGGCGCGAGCAUCGCCAUUCCCACCACGACAAACAUGCGUCCCGUGAUGGGCCGCGGCCACCAUCGUCCGACCGAAAUGACGAUCGCUCUCGGAAUCGCUCACGCACUCCAUCCCCAGCAAGGCGGUAACCUGCGUGGCUUUGCUUGUUUUGUACAACAUUAUUGUCUGAAUAAUCAAUCCCUUGUGGAAAUUUGCC